AUGAAAGUAUAUAGACAUAUUAUCCGUCAGAAAAUAACAAAGAACAAAUUAAAAAAGAAUCAAACGUAAGCAGUGCGGGUGAAUUACAAAUAUGCAUUUAUAAAAACUUGAAAUCCGUAGUCAGUAUAACAUUGUGCUCGUACGCUUACACGUCAAUGUGGAAUGUGUUAGUUUCCUCAAGGAAUCCCUAUCUGAGACUAAGAUUUAAUGAAAAUUUUAAUUGAUUUAUAUUAUUAAUUCGAUCGAUUCCAAGUGUGUUUAUUUUUCAAAUAUGUGGUGUUUAUUGUAAACAAAAUACUACAGACGAUGCUACUAUGACGUUCACAUGAGUUGAUUAUGGAUACGGAGCAUGAGAAUGUGUUAAACAGGAUACGAACUCAAACGGAGAAUGCCGAUCCGAAAGCCGACAAUGUUGAAUGUCGAUGGACUGUUUUCAUGGGCAUUUUUUUCAUUCAUUUUAUAAAGCCGACUGCCCAAUAUUCAUACGGUGUUCUGUUAAUGAGUUUUUACGAUGCAGGUGAAACUAUCUCUACCGCCAUACAGGCUCCAUUGUUUCAUACAGCAGCAUUUUUACUGUUCGUGCCAUUAGCUCGUUCGGCUGCUCCACGAUGGGGUGCUCAUGUUCGCACGGUGCCAUUGCUGGGGGUUGCUUUGCUCUGUGCGGGUUUGGGGCUUAGUGCACUCUUGAGCGUCAGUCGCUCAGCGGCUUAUAUCGCUUGUUAUGGAUUGCUUGGGGGCGCCGGCGCCAGUGUUGUUGUUGCGCACGUCGACUUCACAAUUAACCGGCUUUUUGCCGGAUAUCCAGGUCUAGUUCAAGGCUUGUGUCAUGCUGGUCAAGCUGCAGGCCAAUUUGCAAUGCCACACCUCACUUUAGCUGCCCUCCAAAGAUGCGGACAAAGAGGAACUCAUGCUGUCUUGACAGGCAUAAUGAUGAAUAUGGUAGCAGCUAUACUAUUGAUGACACUCAAAGAUAACAAACAAGAACAAACUCAAAUUAAUGUGAAGAGUGAUUCUGAACCAGAAAAUACUUCGUUUCCUGCGAUUUCAAAUGCAUUUUCACCUGAGGAACAGCUUACUGAAAGAUGUUGGCGUUGUCCAUCGGAUGGAGCAAAUUCGCAACCACUGUCACCGCCUUUGAUUCGACGGUCCUCUUGUGGCUUUGAUAUUUUACAAAGUAUUCCAGAAGAAAGCGAAGCAAGUGAUUCUGAUGAUUAUGACGACCUCAACGCUACCACGAUAAUACCGCUGCAAAAUGGCCACAUAGGUGCCGGUGAAAAUGUGCAAUCAAUUAAGCAUCACGCAACUAUAUUAGAUCUGUCAGUUUUGUCCAGUGCUAAAACAGACAUCACAAUUAAAAAAAUUCUACCUAGAGUACGCUUUCCAAAAGCUGUGCAAGUUAAAAGCUCUCUCGACGUGUUUAGAAAAGUAGAAUUGUAUCCUUGUAUAUUGCUAUCAACAUGUGAACUGCUACUACCACUUUUACAUUCCACCUUGACACCACUUUAUGCCAGAACUGUCUUAAAUGACUUGACUGACUCCGAAGCAGUAUUCUUGAUGUCUUUGGCUUCAUUUUCAUGGCUGUGCUUAGUUUUUGGUGCACCAUGGCUAGCAGCAUGUAGACCUAUGAGAAUGAGAUUUCUUUUCGCAAUUGGGAUAUUCCUAAAAACUAUUGGUUUGACAGGAGUAAUGUUUGCCAAAACCCAUGACGUGAUGACAUUAUCCAGUGUCAUAUUUGGUAUAGGAAACGGCGGCACGACAGCUACCACUAGGCCCUUAAUCCGGCUAUGCAUAGGUGACUACAAUUUCAAUAAAUUCGAAGGAGCUAUAGAUACCAUGAGUGGGUUACUAAUCAUUGGUUUUGGCAUAUUCAUCAGCAUAUUUUUACAGGACAAGGCGCUAAUCAAAAAAUGUUUUAGUGUAUUAUGCGCUGCUGAAAUCGUUAGUAUGAUUUUCGUCGUGAUUUUGCCAUGUUUAGUGAAAGAAUGUGCUAAAUGCUGUCAUGCGAAUAAGAACCAAUGUGUCUAGUCUUAUCACGUCUUUACA
Molecule: messenger RNA, 2043 nt
Organism: Ctenocephalides felis (cat flea)
Lineage: Eukaryota; Metazoa; Arthropoda; Insecta; Siphonaptera; Pulicidae
Exons: 8
Coding region: 337-2025 (562 amino acids)
Biological process (GO): transmembrane transport; monocarboxylic acid transport
Molecular function (GO): monocarboxylic acid transmembrane transporter activity
Source: RefSeq, a predicted model, not a curated record